Molecule: messenger RNA, 2296 nt
Organism: Papaver somniferum (opium poppy)
Lineage: Eukaryota; Viridiplantae; Streptophyta; Magnoliopsida; Ranunculales; Papaveraceae
Exons: 3
Coding region: 462-1277 (271 amino acids)
Source: RefSeq, a predicted model, not a curated record
CUCUAAAAUCUGUCCUCUCUGGGUUUUGAAUCUAACGAAGUAUUUCAAUCAUCUACCUGAAGAGAUUACACUAGAUAUUUUAGGUCGAUUACCAACUCAAGAUGUCUUGGAAUGCAAAUUAGUUUGUAUAGAUUGGAGAAUUCUUAUUCGUCAUCCAGUUCUCCAAGAUGCAUUUAGAUCAUCUCAAUCAUCCUGCGGCUGAUUCUGAUAAGAUGGGUUUCAUUGCUUAGACUUCUAUUGAUGGGAGGAAUAAUUACAAUUUUGGGUAUUUUGAAUAUAAUGAGAAUCAUAAAUCCAUUGAGAGAAUUAGAAGGGUUAAUCUUAAUCUUCCAUUUAGGCAGUAUACUAGCUUUCAUGGGUCGUGUAAUGGUUUGUUCUGCUAUUCUUUUGGAGAAAAAACUUGUAUUUGUAAUCCUAUCACGAGAGAGUAUAUUUUGCUUCCAGAAAUUAACAGAGUUGGAAUGGGUGUUUGGGAGAGCGGAUUUGGUUAUGUUUCUUCGACAAAUGAGUACAAAGUUGUUGUAAUGAUAAUCUUUGAGAAAGAGACCAAGUUAAGGGAAGUUCACGUAUACACUCUAGGGAGUGGAAAUGGAUGGAGAAACAUUGGAAAGUUCAAUUUGGAAACCAGCAGAGAAGGUGUAUUUGUCAAUGGAGCUCUUUAUUGGGUGGACGAUAAAUUAAAAACCAUAGUUCCCUUCCAUUUAGCUGAGGAAAAGUUUGGUAAACAUCUUUCACCACCUCCUUUGUCAAGUGGUGAUUUUCAUGAUUAUUAUAAAUUAGGGUUUCUGGAUGGGUGUUUGUAUUUUGCUAGAGAUCUUGAUGUGCUUGGCAGUGGAUAUGGAGCUGAAUGUUGGGAUGCGUGGCUAUUGAAAGAGAAGGAUGAUAAUCACGGUAUGAAAGAGCGAGAGGGACAUCAGUCAACGGGUUGGAGUGAAGAUAGGGUUUAUUACGAGCUUAGCAGCGAAUUGUUUGCGGUUACGAGGAGUUACAGUGUCUUAAGUUACAGAGAGAACAAAAUCUACAUUGACCACGACCAAGAAGCUUCCACCUCGGAAACGAUUGUGGAUUUUAAUGAAUGCAUUGGUGCAGUAUUCCCUCACAGGAACACCGUAGUUGCCUUGAAAGAAUUAGGGGAAGAGACAGAAAGCCUUUCAACCAGCUGUAGGAGGAUGAGACGCUGGACACCAACUUAUAAACUGUCAUUCUUUGAAAUUGAGACGAUGACAUAUUUUAUUUUGGGACAAUCUGCGAUUGUUAUCGGAUGGUGGUGGGGAUGAUGAUGAGUGGAUCUGUUUAAUAGUCCAUCUCCAUCUAAACGGUUACGGUGUUCGUCGAUUUUGUUGUUGGAGAAUGAUGGUGGUAAUGGCAAUGAGAAGCUAGUGAAAGAAGCGAGGCAUUAUGUGGAAUGGAAUGGGAGAGCGAGGGAUUUUAGUAAUGUGAAUGAUGGUGAUGGUGUAAUUUCAUAAGAUUGGCAUGUCAACUUGGAUUUAUGGGAAGAACAUGGGUUAGAUACUACAAUGUUGCUUGUUCCUGGUACACCCAAAAUGGAGUGCUGAGGAAUGUCAAGUUGUUUGUUGCGGAGACGCUUAGACGGGGGUGUUUUCUAGUUGUUAUGAAUCCUAGAGGUUCUGCUGGUGCUCCACUGACUACCCCAAGAUGUUAAAAACUCAAAAUUACAAGUAAAGGUGUCAUCACAGGAUAAUUGAUACACUGUGGCCCCUUGAAGAUCACAAUUCAUCGGAUGAUCUUGUUUGAAAACUUGGAGGACGGCCCCCCCUAGACCUGGGGAUCUGAUGCUCUUAGUCAAAAAUAUCAUACUAGACACACUGAAGGUUGAAGUUGGUCGUAGGCUAGGUGUGCAAGAGAUGGAACCCUCACGAGCGAGUGAGUUGGAACGAGUAGCAGAUGUAGUUUCCUUGGGUAUAGGACAAAACCAGGAUUUGAUAAAAUUCAGGCACUAUUGGGUGUGGAUAUGUAAUGAAGACGAUUUCUUUUGCUGUUACUGAAACCAGUUACUUGAGAAAUAUUCUGCCAGUUGUGUUACUGUAGGCUCUUUGCUUGGCCGCUUUGAGGAAGUACUUCAGUGUAGCUGUACAGCAGGAUGAUCCCCAUAGUUUGGAGGAUAGUAUUGAUUUCACCUGUAAUACAUGCAGUUCGUAUUUUUUGGAUGGCUUUCUAUCACAAAUGUGUCUAAAUAGUUGUAUUUGGUUUUGAGAAGUUCAGAGAGAACUUUUUGGAAUCCAACAAACUCUCGUCGGAAUUGUUGUCAUUCAUGAAUAUUGGAGAUUUGAUUUCC